AAAUUUUUUCUUAAUCAUGGGUUAAGGAAAUUUAUUUCAUUAAUAGAUAAGAGUUAUGUGUAAUAAUACCUUCAUUAUUUGGAGGUUAAAAUCAUAGUGCAGAAAAUAGGAUAUUGUAAGAUUACUUGUAUCUACUUUGCAAUAAAACUGCCAAGAUGGAUCAAAUGCUUCCGAGUCCUGGAUUUAGCAUACCAAGCAUUGGCACACCGUUGCAUCAACCAGACGAGGACCAGCAAAUUUUACCAAAUGCUCUCCAACAACAGCAAGACUCCCAGCAGCAACAAUUUCAAAUCCAACAACAAAUUCAUUCCAUGAGUUCGAUGCAAAGUAAUAUGAUGAUGCAAACACCACAAAAAACUAUGCACACGUAUGCGAUGAGUCAACCCUUUGCUACCCCUCAAAGUAUGAUGCAGCCUCAAACUCCACAAAAUAUCAUGUCCCCACUUGUUCAACCAUCCAGUCAAAUUGCGCCUUCGUCGAUAGGACCAUCCACGCCUGGUCCUAUGACGCCAAUGACUCCAGCUUCCGCAGAUCCUGGUAUUCUUCCUCAAUUACAAAACAUCGUUUCAACGGUGAAUUUGAACUGUAAGUUAGACUUGAAGAAAAUAGCACUGCACGCAAGAAAUGCAGAAUACAAUCCUAAGCGUUUUGCCGCUGUUAUUAUGAGAAUACGUGAACCUAGGACGACUGCUCUUAUUUUCAGUAGUGGGAAAAUGGUUUGUACAGGAGCUAAAAGUGAAGAGGAUUCUCGACUUGCAGCUCGAAAAUAUGCGCGAAUUAUACAAAAAUUAGGAUUUCCGGCUAAGUUCCUAGACUUUAAAAUUCAAAAUAUGGUUGGGAGCUGUGACGUUAAAUUUCCAAUUAGAUUAGAAGGUCUAGUCCUUACACACGGUCAGUUCUCAUCGUAUGAACCAGAAUUAUUUCCUGGCCUUAUUUAUCGAAUGGUGAAACCUCGUAUUGUACUGCUUAUUUUUGUAUCUGGAAAAGUAGUACUGACUGGUGCAAAAGUACGUCAAGAAAUAUACGAGGCAUUUGAUAAUAUUUAUCCUAUUCUGAAAAGUUUUAAAAAGCAGUGAUAUCCGUCUAAUGUUAUUAGAUGAAGUUUUAAAGGGAUUGUAUGUACUUUUUUUUAACCUACGUCAAACCAAACAUCACAAAAUAUUUAUAUUUUUGGACAUUAUCACAUUGGACAUUAUAUAAAGAAUUGAGAUACUUUUUACUCUAUUUUUCCGCCUGGAUAAAUUGAAUUUUUAAUAAUGUUAAUGCAGAAAUAGGUGUACUGCGCUAGUCUUAUAAAAAAAAUAAAUAAAUAAAUAA
Molecule: messenger RNA, 1317 nt
Organism: Ceratosolen solmsi marchali
Lineage: Eukaryota; Metazoa; Arthropoda; Insecta; Hymenoptera; Agaonidae
Gene: Tbp
Product: TATA binding protein
Exons: 5
Coding region: 156-1076 (306 amino acids)
Biological process (GO): DNA-templated transcription initiation
Molecular function (GO): DNA binding
Source: RefSeq, a predicted model, not a curated record